AUGGCUACUGCCUACCACCACGACCACGACUUGGUGGCCAAACAGCCGUCGGCUAAUUUGGACACGUCUUCUCCGAGACAACCAGCGGGCUCUGCAGAUGCCAGGGAGCUGCCGCCCUCGCCUUCGCAGCCGUCGCCAUUUGUCGUGAAGCCGGCACCCAAUUUGGCCGGCGUGGUUCCCCCAGUGCGAUACAGAACUCCCAAUCACCAACAAGCCCUUGCCAACCAGGGAGCACAGCUCCAAAGACAGCCUCCUCACUCCUCGCCUCGAUUCCCUACUCUUAACCGGCCGCUGCCUGGCCCGGUAGCUCAGCCUGCCACCCCUGCGCUCCGUCAGAACCCCACGGCGUUUCCUCAGGUCCCGUUGGUAGGCACACAGGGCGCUCAGGCGCCUCCGCGUGUACCUUCGGUGCUAUCCUCCAGUCACAACCCAAAGUCUGGUAUCCAAAAGCCGUCUCGUCCCUCCCCGAUCUCUCCUAUUGCCUCGCCUCACCAGGCGUCCCCCAGCAUCGGUACCGGGUUCCCACCGCUGACAGCGCCUGCACAGUCCGGCCCUGCCAUCGAGGGACGAUCACUGCCGGCGCAGGCCACCACCGCUCAAGAGAGGCGCGCCAACUGGCAGCCAGGUCACCCGUUUCAAGGCGUACCGCUGGAGGGAACCUACCUCGACCCAGCCCGGGAAACGACCGCAGAUGAAGAGGAAGACGACGGGAAGAUCGUCUACCGCCAGCGUCGACGCAAGGAUGGUCGACGAGGCCGAUACAACCCACGGCAAGUAAGCGAGGAUAGGUACGAGGAUCGGGAGGAAGCGCCGAGGAACCAGUACAGACGGCCGAAGGCGGUACAGCAGGACGAGUACAGAGAGCAUGAGAAAGUUCCGCGGAAACGGUAUGACGCCCCUAAGGAGACUCAGCGGGACUAUUACGACGCUCCGGAGGAGGUGCAGCGGGACCGGUACAACAACUUCUACCGGAACAGCUACUCCCGCCAGCGAGUGGAGCCCAUCACCGACAGCAGUGAGUUCUUCGGCGAGGAGGAGGGGCGUCACGGUGGACACGGGGGUGAACGCGGUCACCGGCACGCGCUGGGAGAGAACCACGGAUACCCUCGUGACCACGCAGCGCGUCACGUCUAUGGGGACGGACAUCGUGCCGGUGAUCCUUACAACAUCCGACCGACAGAUGAACAGGUGGAUCGUGAGCACGCCAGGGAGCAGGAGCACGAUCACUACUACAGCCAACAGAGGUUCGACGACGAGUACGAUGAUGAGCGGGAUGAGGGCCGACGCGGCAAGAGGAGGCGCCAGAAGCAGCGCCGACACAGGGGUUACGGGCUGGAGCGAGGUGGUCCCGCAGAGCGACCGAGGUACGCUGAAUACGACCGACAGCAGGACACCGAGAAAGAUGUGAGGAACGAGGGUAGCAGGUACAAUAGAGCCCGGCAGGCGGGGAGACAGCAGCCUCCUCGACCUGAUGAGGACUACAGCGACUACCCAGCGGACUAUCCUGCGGACUAUCCGGCCGAAUACCAGGAAGACUAUGACGGAGACUACUCGGACGACUACGACCGAGAUUAUACAGCCGACUACCCCGACUCAGAGGAGGCUCGCUUUCCUGUGUCGGAAGACCGUCGCCGGUACCCGCUAGAAAGACGACGACCUUCCCUCAACACUGUCACUACGCGUCGCGCGUAUGCUCCGGAGAACUACACUCCGGAAAAAUACACUCCGGAAAGCUACACUCCUACCCGGCGAAGCUCCUUUCGAGGGAUUCCUUACGCAGUCGAGAACUACGACAGCACUGCCGACGUUCGGAGAGAGCCGGCGACCGAGAUUCGUCCGGAGCGGGCGGCCGACGAAACCUUGAAAGGACCCGAGCGUCAGGAGAAAGCUGUCGUCCAUCGCAGGUGGGCCAGAUCUGUCCCUUCCCAGCAGCUAAGUGAACUGCUUAGUGUCAAUCACACUGCAGCGCUUAGGGAUCUGAUCCGUGUCAUGGAGACGGUUCGCAGCUCAGAUGUGAGCUCACAGAGUCCGGUAAAGCUCGAUCAAGAAUCAGAGCCUGGGGCGGAGGAAACUGCCGUCUCAGUUAGUCGCGAUGCAGAAAAUCCUCUCGAAGAAGAAUAUCCGGAUGAACACGAGGAGCUACCCAACGAGAUGGGAUCCGGCAUUGCGUCCAGUGGCAAGUCAGAAAAAGAGUCUAGCCAUAACCCAGACGUAUCACUAGACGGAAGUAUCGGUACCAACCAUGAAAGUGAGAAUCAAACAGCACCUCACAUCGACGAGACGCAAGUACGUGACUCCCGGCCCAACACAGAGACCUUCAGUGGUGACCACUGGCACGUGCAAUGGGAAAGUCUGAAGCACAACGUUCCUGCCUUCCGCCGUGGGCUGAACAGUGUAUCUAGCCCGACUUCCGUCAAACGCCAUCUAUACAGCAACACUCUUGAACAAGUGGCCAACCAUGUUGAGCGUGAUGGCCAAUCAUCCUCACCAGCUGCGGAACGAACGUUGAGCGUCUCUGCCUCGGAGCGAUCAACGCCUACACGGGCAGCUUAUUUCGACGAGCCCCUGCAGAGACAACAGCGGCAUGUGGCCUCUUCUGUCAGUGACCGCCCGGCACAGAUCGCAGUCAGCGAGCGAAGGAGCAGCGAUGCUCCCGGAGCUCUGAGGGAAAUCGAGCCAGUUCAGACCAACAAACUUCACAGCGAGUUCGAUCAGCUCGACGGUCGCCAGAGACUGCAGCGUCUCACCGGCGCAUCGGGUGACGACGAAGUACCUGGAGGAUACCGCGAUUCGCUGGGCAGUCGUCGGCCCGGAGGCGUACCCGACGGACAUUAUGACGACGAAAACCAGUACCACGACAACGACCCAAAGAGGGACGAAAACCGUGAUCGGUACCCGACCAAUGAUCGACGCCCGGCCGAGACUCCAAACUACGACAUUAUUACACCCAACGAGCUUGCCAGUGAUGUCACAAGUUAUGAGAAGCCCCGCCGAUACCGACGGCCUGAGGGAGACACGAAAUAUGAUGACCGUCGCCAGGAAAAUAAUGAAAGAGAUACGGGCUACCGUUCCGAUGGAGACAAGGAGCAGAACAAUGUUCCCUACCACCAGCGUCCCCAGCACGGGCAGUUUUAUGAAGGCGGCAGACGAUAUGAAGACGAAGAAAGACAUCCCUAUAGACGUUACCCGGAAGGAGGCACACGUUAUUCCGACUCCAACAAGGCCGACAGUGGUUACCAGGCGAAUGAAGAAAAACCGUCCGCGUACCGCAGGCCUUCAGGAGACCCCAGUUACUAUGGCGAUGAAAGAAGACCGUCAGAAAGCCCCAGUUACUAUGGCGAUGAGAGGAGGCCGACGGAUGCCACCGGCUACCGCCAUGACGACAGACCACCUCAUUCCACUCGUUAUUAUGACAGUAGGAGGCCUUUAGACCACGCUUACCAUGGGGACGAAAGAAGACCGUCGAACGACAACGUCUAUCGCGGAGAUGGGAGGAGGCCGUCUGAUGAUGGCCGUUACUAUAGUGACGAGCGGAGGCCAUCUGAUGACGGUGGUUACCAUGGUGAUGAAAGGAGGCCAUCAAAGGACAGUGAAUAUCGUGGAGACGAAAGGAGGCCAUCGGAUGACGGCAGUUACCAUAGUGACGAUCGAAGGCCUUCUGAUGAUUCUAGUUACCAUGGUGACCAGCGGAGGCCGCCAGCUGACGCUAGUUACCAUGGUGAUGAGCGGAGGCCGCCAGCUGAAGGCAGUUACUAUGGAGACGAGCGGAGGCCGCCAGCUGACGAUGGUUAUCAUGGUGAUGAGCGGAGGCCAUCUGAAGACGACGGAGGACGACGAUACCUGCACGACGAGCCGGAAGAACGCCCCCAAUAUUACAGAGAACCCGACUCGCGCUACCCGAACUCGGCAGAGGAUACCGGUGAUGGAGGCUACUACAAGACACCCCAUCCUGAAGAGGUAGAGCAGCAGCGACUCUACCGACGACCAGAUGAGCAAGGCCAAUAUUCAGCUGACGGUGGCCGGGACGAGAACGAGAGCGAGGACUAUCCUCAGGAUGGCAGCCAACAGUCGGGCACCCAGGAAACGGAGGAGGACUUAUACAGCGGUCCUAACCAGGGCUAUUACGACAACGGGGCACCCGGCUACUAUGGUAACGACGGACCUGGCUUCACCCGUAACCAAGGCGACGAUGGACCCGUCUACAACCGUAACCCUGGAAACGAUGGACCUGACUACAGCCGAAAUCAAGGAGAUGACAGACGAUACAACACGGAUAGAACCGGAGACAGAACGUCUCAUGGAGCGACCUCGUCACCUGUCCGUGCUAAAGUCCCCGAGCCGGACCAGAGCGAGGCAGACCGCCAGGUGAGCAGCUUCAUCAGCCAGAUGUUCAAGGAGUACGACCCGUUCCGACGCUCGGAGCAGGCCGUCUGAGGGCAAGACGAUCACUCUCUGUGAGCUCGGCUAAAGCGGCACCGACGAUCCGCACCGAUACCGACGAUACCGACCGAUAAGUCGCGCCGCCUGCAGAUGCUGUUUGUUGACAGUGGAGCCCGUGUGGUGUCGGGGCCGUCGCCCUACGAUCGGGUAGCCGGGGGGAAGGGGGGCUCGCACUCCGACCAACAGGCGGUGAAUCCGGUGUGGGACCUAUCUGUGCAAGAGCGCUGUAUGUCAUAUGAGACAAUGUAAGGCUUACCUGCGUGCCUUCGCAUAGGCUUUCAUCGGGAAUAUGGCAGCUAGACCCAAAGAUAUUAUAUGAUCGUUAUUGUAUCCUUGCCAGCACUGGUCAUUGGUGCACAGUGGCACUAUUUGUUUAUGGUACAUGAGUGAGUUGUUUUAUGUUGUCUGUUACACAUCCUACGUAUAUGAUAUAUACUCACAAUAGUUGAA
Molecule: messenger RNA, 4890 nt
Organism: Amphibalanus amphitrite
Lineage: Eukaryota; Metazoa; Arthropoda; Thecostraca; Balanomorpha; Balanidae
Product: zinc finger CCCH domain-containing protein 13-like
Exons: 4
Coding region: 1-4434 (1477 amino acids)
Source: RefSeq, a predicted model, not a curated record